CCACAACCACCUCCAGGUACAAAGGCCAUUGACACCGGUAGCACGAGCAUGACGCAAACGACCUACUGUACUGCGAGGAGCGGCACCGCGACCAUAACAGAGUCUUGUGAGGAGCCGACGCUCGGCGCUACUUCCGGCGCUCAAUUUGACACGGAGCUCGAGCGGUCGAGGAAGAGGAGGAGGCACUCCAGUUACAAUCCGCGAUCAUGGAGCUCUGAGCGCGACAAUGUGCAAAUUGUCAUUGACGACUUCCUCAGCGAUUUGGGAAAGAGAUUGGCCAUGGUGGAGGAGUAUGGCCAUCUCAAAUUCGAUGCUGGAGUCACGACCGUCUUUGACACCUUGACCGCCAUUCACCAGCGAUGUAUGAAAGAGUAUGAUGGGAUGCGAGAGUCGGGUCGAAGGCGGCACAAGGCCUUUGUAGACGCAUUGGAGGCCCAGUACAAAGAUGCAUUGGCGAAGCGUGAGACACUGGAGGCGAAGGUGCAAGAAGGUGUGAAUAUGCUGGAAGAACACCUCGCUGCACUCGAGCAACGAGCGUAUCAUCUUCGUGAGAAGGGGGCCAUGGCCACAGCCCACCAGAUGCUCGACUCGGGAAUAGCUUACAUGGACGAAACGGCCAUCAAAGCCAGUCAUCUCAUGCUCGAGGGAGCCGACGCAGCACGCAGAGCGAAAGAACACAUGAAGAUGAAGAUCGAGGUUGCUCUCGGACAUGCGCGAAAGCACGGAGUAAUCACUUAUGAUAUGCUCCCCGAACCAUGGCGUGUGAAUCCGUACAUCUUGUCGGGCUAUCGCUUUUCAGAGAACAAGCUGCAGUGCGUCACCUCCUGCUUCACACUGUCGAACGAAUUUGUGAAUAUCUGGUCGCAUGCAAUCGGCCUCAUCGUCGUCCUGGCGAUUGCAUUUUGGAUAUACCCUUCGACGCCGGCUUUCAUUGACGCCACGGCAUUCGACAUUGUCAUUGCAGGCGCAUUUUUCUUUGCGGCGUGCAAAUGCCUCGUCUGCUCGACCAUGUGGCACGCCAUGUCUUCCAUCUCCAACCAGACACUCAUGGAGCGCUUUGCGUGCGUCGACUACACCGGUAUCUCCUUACUUGUCGCGGCUAGUAUCAUGACGACAGAAUACACGGCAUUCUACUGCGAACCUGUCAGCCGAUGGGUGUACAUGUCUUUGACAUUUGCCCUGGGCAUCGGAGGCAUCAUUCUCCCUUGGCAACCGACGUUCAACCGAGCAGACAUGGCCUGGGCACGUGUGGGGUUCUACGUCUCGCUGGCACUCACGGGCUUUCUGCCUAUGGCGCAGUUAACUGUCGAGCGAGGCUGGUUGGCGACGUUAUACUUUUAUGCGCCUAUACUGAAGAGUGUCCUGGUCUACUUCUCUGGUGCCGUGUUAUAUGCCGCCAAGAUCCCAGAGCGUUUCCUGCCUGGUUGGUUCGACUAUCUCGGUGGUAGUCAUAACAUCUGGCACUUUGCCGUGCUGGGCGGUAUCCUAUUCCACUAUACUGCGAUGCAGUCUUUCUUUGGCGAUGCUUUCCGGAGAGCGAAUGCGCCCGCGGGAUGCUCCGUAUAUUGAGUCGAGGAGAUCUGCUAUAUGAUUUUUUGAUGACGAGCGUUCAAGCGAAGAUGAGAGACGUCCGCAUAGAUGAUAUUGAACGUUUUUUGUGCGUAUGCGUUGCAUUUCCUUUUUGCAUGAAGGAGUAUACCUACAUUUUUGACAGGCCUUCGGUCGCGAUACAGGCCUUGGACUUGCUACGGCUGAGAGAGGAGGGAGAGGGAGAGUCGGAAUGUAUAUACCUGAUGGACAAGUGUCUGCGGGGGCAGACUGGAAGGGAUAGACCAGGUGAGGUAGCAACGCAAGACGGUGUUGAAACCUGGGUACACGUACCUAUAGUCUUUUUUUCCUUGGGUGCUUACGCAUGCACCUGUGUCUGGUCGAAACGAACGCAGUCCCCACGCCCACGGUACUUGUACUGGUGGUUCCCUACAUCACGCUGAUGGACAGAU
Molecule: messenger RNA, 2000 nt
Organism: Sphaerulina musiva SO2202
Lineage: Eukaryota; Fungi; Ascomycota; Dothideomycetes; Mycosphaerellales; Mycosphaerellaceae
Product: HlyIII-domain-containing protein
Exons: 1
Coding region: 49-1569 (506 amino acids)
Cellular component (GO): membrane
Molecular function (GO): signaling receptor activity
Source: RefSeq, a predicted model, not a curated record